Messenger RNA from Centruroides sculpturatus (bark scorpion), 1143 nucleotides. RefSeq lists its product as uncharacterized. The coding region runs from base 1 to 1143 and encodes 380 amino acids. The transcript is spliced from 2 exons. Lineage: Eukaryota; Metazoa; Arthropoda; Arachnida; Scorpiones; Buthidae. The record is from RefSeq and is a predicted model, not a curated record.
AUGAAAAAACAAACGUAUAAUAAAGCGUUAGAAGAAUACAUCAGAAAAACGGAAUGUAUUAAGAUCAAUAGUAAUAUAGUUGAAGCAAUUGAUAGAAGGAUUAAAAAGCUGGAAGGAACAAAACUAGCGAAGAUCUUACCUUUCUUACAAAAAUGCCGAAACCCUAGGCCAGGGACCCCGAGGUUAUUCGCCUUCGCUAAAACUCAUAAAGAGGGCAAGAAAAUAAGACCUAUUGUGGAAAAACGGAAAGCACCCACAAGUAAGUUGCAAGUAUAUCUCUCUUCCAUGAUGGAAAGUAAUGAAUUGGUGGCAAAGGAUCCUGUGAAGGUGGUCAAAGAGCUACAAGACCUUAUCUUAAUGGAUGAAGAAGUGGGAACUGUUUUAGAUUACGAAAGUUUGUACCCUUCUAUUAGGAUUGAAGCGUGUGUAGAAGCACUUUUGGAGUUUUUGAAUAGAGUAAACCCAAUGUUAGCACAGCACGGUAAUGAGGUUGCAGAGAUGGUUAAUCUAGUAUGUUGCGAAUCCUUUUUCGUUUUUGAAGGCCAAACAUAUAAACAAAAUAGAGGGGUCCCAAUGGGAAGCCCAAUUUCAGGGCUCCUAUGCGAGCUUGUCGUUAGAAAACUAGAAAGAAAAAUACUGAGUAGCUUUGAAAGAAAUAUUGUAUACUACAAGAGAUAUGUAGAUGAUGUAUUCAUUUUAUGGAAAAACAAUCGAGCAAUUGCUGAAUUCGUAGAUAGAGUUAACGAUAACGAGGAAGGUCUUAGGUUGAAGCUAGAGCAAAAAAGCUCUAUGAAGGUACAUUUCUUAGACAUUAGUAUCAUAUUUAGGAGAGGACGUAUAUCCACCAACGUAUUCAUUAAACCAACACAUAGUCCACUAUAUAUCCCUGCAAACUCUAAUGACCCUUAUAGGUAUAAAAUAGCAGCGUUUCGAGCAUUGGUUAGGAGGGCCUUUAUAUACUGUGAAAGCGUUAUAGACCGGGAUGCAGAGUUAGAAAGAAUUAUGCAAUUGGCAGGAACAUUGGGUUACAAGAGGAAUGUGAUUAAGGGAAUUAUUAGAAAAUUAGAGGAUAAUAAAGAUAUAAAAACGGCACAAGAUCGACAGGGUGAAGACAUAAAAGGGGUCAUGUGUCAUAUGUCUUAA